Selaginella moellendorffii is the source of this 2152-nucleotide messenger RNA. Its product is annotated as exonuclease V, chloroplastic. Gene Ontology annotation, cellular component: nucleus. NCBI's taxonomy places the organism in Eukaryota, Viridiplantae, Streptophyta, Lycopodiopsida, Selaginellales, Selaginellaceae. The transcript has 12 exons. Gene Ontology annotation, molecular function: single-stranded DNA 5'-3' DNA exonuclease activity. Gene Ontology annotation, biological process: interstrand cross-link repair. The coding region runs from base 31 to 1074 and encodes 347 amino acids. The record is from RefSeq and is a predicted model, not a curated record.
UCCAGUCACUCUUUAUUUUUAGGGCUCUUAAUGUCGGUACCAUUCGAGCUCGUGGACGAAGAGGAAAUGCAAGCGAUCGAGGCCGCGCUGCGGCAGGCUAGCGCUUUCCAUCGCAGCAGGAUGCUGGCGGCAGCGGCACGAGCUCAAUCGAGCCUGGUUCUGAAUGUGUCAUCGGAGGUGAGAGACAUUGAGGAUUCGGCGCCAUUGCCAGCGGCAUUGCGAUUUCCAUUGAAGAAGAGCCUGUGUGUGACCGACAUGACGGCAUUGGAAUGGUGUGAGAAACAAGUGGAGUUUUCUUUCUUGCGUGGGAAGCCUCCGAAAACUUCCGCAAUGCAAGCCGGGAGCGCCCGGCACGUAGAGCUCGAAUCAGAGGUUGUUAAGAGAGUGGAUGUUGAUAUACGAACGAGAGAAGAUUUCUGGGCUGUUCGAUUCAUCAAUUAUUUGGUUGGCACUAGGCAGCUUCUAGCCGAAGGCCUCACGAGAGAACUUCCCAUAGUAGCAUUUGUGGAAGGCAACUGGUGGACUGGUAUCAUUGACGAGUUGAUGCUACCCGAAGGUAGUGCCGGACCUCGCCUAAUUGAUACGAAAACACGCUUACGUCAGUCUCUUCCAUCCGACGCUCAAAAACGAAAUGGAAGGUUGCAGCUAAUGUGCUACAAACUUCUGUGGGACACAUUGUGCGAGCAAGCUAUCCCUUUGGAUGAGUUUUUCUCAAACUUUGAGCUCGAUCCUCUACAGGAGCUGUCCCUUAGCAUAAGGUCGCAUAUUGUUGACAUAAAGCUCAGCUCUAAAGUGGAUUGUUUGAAGGAAUUACUCGGCGUUCUUCAAGAAAGUUGUACUGUCCUUCCUCUUGCUGACCAGCUAUUGAAGCUAAGAUACGAGUGGCAAGUUGAUCGCUCUUUAAUUGGCGAGGAGGAGUUUAUGUUUGACCCCGACUGGUUGAAACAGAGAAUCCAGUUCCAUCUGCAGUUUUGGAAUGGUAGGAGGGAGUCACAUCUUGUGUCGCAGAGCGACGAGUGGAAGUGCAGAUUUUGUGCAUUUGCUGACCGAUGCAAAAGUGAAAAUCAACGCUGAUUCAUGCUGCGUGGCUUGCAUGACUCUCACGGCAAGCUCAAGGUGGAGGAACUUCGAUCUCGUUUGAAUUCAUGUAGACGUUCUACCGUUUAGACAAUUUUGGAGUCAAAGGCGAGUCCGUGACGAGCUUACCAACGACUAGAGCAGAUCAAUCGUUCAGCCAUGAGCGCUGUGCUUGUGCUCGCACUAGCACUUGCAGCUCGUAUGUUUUCUCAGGCACUGGGAGGCUGUGCUCUCGCUUUCAGCUCCUUUGUAAAUUUGAGAGUCAGUAGCCGUGAUCCGGAGAAGUUUUGCACGAACACGGCUGGAUACCUGUAUAGAGUUCUAGCUCUCCGUGCAAACACCACUGUGGGCCAGCCAUUGUUCGUGGAUCUGGAAGACUGCUGGAAAACUAUUUCUGGCUUGGAUCCGGGGCACAAGUGUCGAAAUGUUUUGGAGCUGUUCUCGCCGAACCACACCCACCCGUGUAAGUUUGAUACCAUGCAAGAUCUACAGUGGAGCUUUGAACUCGCCAGGCUCAAAUUCGAGGAGCUCUUGCAAAGCUGUAGAAGUUCCUUGGACAACUGUUCGGGGGCUCUAAGCUACGAUGUCUUGCAACUGGAAAUCAGUGUGAAGGAUUUGCAACAGAGAUGCGGAGAUGCAGUUCGAGUUGCAUUGCUCAGCACCGACGUCUUUGAUGAUUUCUGGGCACAGCGUGUUUUGACAGCCAUGGCUUACUUCAAAAUGACUAAAUCCAUGUUCGUGUCUCCAUAUGCAUAUAGCUAAGUUUCAAAGGUAAAAUUCAUGCUCUUUUCUAUUUCCUAACAUCCUCCUGUCCCCAUGCAGAGCGUGCGUAUACAAUUUCGUUGAUAUGUUUAUCAUUUCUGGUGUUACUCGGAAUGACGGCCACAGUUUUGAAAUGCAUUUUCUUGAAAGUGAAGGAUCCUUUGGGACGAGUUCACCACUCAGCGGAACUUGAGGAUAGUAAAGCUGUGGAAAGCAUCUGAGUAUAGCAGCAUUUUGUUCUCAAGCCACACACAGAUUGUCUUAUACUUCGAGAGAGAAUUUUUUAUGAAUAGCAAUUGCGUCCUCUUGUGUA